Macadamia integrifolia is the source of this 1176-nucleotide messenger RNA. Its product is annotated as RNA-binding protein CP29B, chloroplastic-like. The coding region runs from base 115 to 948 and encodes 277 amino acids. NCBI's taxonomy places the organism in Eukaryota, Viridiplantae, Streptophyta, Magnoliopsida, Proteales, Proteaceae. Gene Ontology annotation, molecular function: mRNA binding. Gene Ontology annotation, cellular component: cytosol. The record is from RefSeq and is a predicted model, not a curated record. The transcript is spliced from 5 exons.
UGUUAAUAAAAAAUGCAUAAAGUAUCUCAUCGUCUUCGCCUUCUCUGUCUCUGUCUCUGUAAUCGCUAGUCUUCCCUAUCGCUCCUUACGACCUUAUCGGGAGCGGCAGCAGAAAUGGCUUCGUCUUCUUUGGUAUUCACUUCUUUUUCUCCCAAAACCCUAUCCUUCUCUAAUACCCAGAACCCUUCCGUCACUCUCUUCUCCGCCGUGUCCUUAACUUCUUCUGCCAAAUGUAGCAACAAGGCUCCUACGAUUUCCUUCUCAUUUCCCUCUAGGAGGACUAGCAGCUGCGUUAUCCUUUCGUCCACCCGUUUCACUCCUAAAGUAGCCAUUUCAUCUGAAUUCGACCAAGACGAGGAUGUCGCAAGCGAAGAUGAACAGACUUUCUCUCCUGAUUUGAAACUUUUUGUGGGUAACCUCCCCUUCAAUGUUGACAGCUCAGACCUCGCCGGCUUGUUCCAACGUGCCGGAAAUGUUGAGAUGGUCGAGGUUAUUUAUGACAAGACGACCGGAAGAAGCCGGGGUUUUGGGUUUGUGACUAUGUCUACCAUCAAGGAAGUCGAAGCAGCUGCUCAGCAGUUCAAUGGCUAUGAACUCGAAGGAAGGGCAAUGAGAGUGAACGCUGGACCUCCACCUCCCAAGGAUGGUUUUUCAAGGGGACCUCGAGGUGGGGGUGGUUUUGAUUCAGCCAAUCGGGUUCAUGUGGGUAACCUAUCAUGGGGUGUUGAUGAUGAAGCUCUUGAAUCCCUGUUCGGUGGGCAAGGCAAGGUAAAGGAGGCCAGGGUUGUUAUUGACAGGGAAAGUGGUAGAUCAAGGGGUUUUGGGUUUGUCACCUACAGUUCUGCUGAGGAGGUCAACAAUGCUAUUUCGAGUCUCGAUGGUGUUGACUUGAAGGGCAGAUCGAUCCGAGUAAGUAUGGCAGAAGCAAGGCCAAGGCGCCAAUUUUAAUUCUGGAUCUUCUCUACCUUUUUGACCGAGAAAAGACUUGUGGUGGUAUUGCACAACAGCUUGGAAUUCUCAGCAUUAUGAUUGGUUGGGGUUUUGAUGACUAUACUUCAGUAACCAUCUCCAAGAGCUGUAUCUAACUUUUUUUUUUUAAUCUACUUUUAGGCCUUAUAUGGCUAAAAUGUAAUGGACUCCGGUAUAAGUAAUAUUUUAGAGGAUAUGUUUUCUUCA